UUCCAUGUUCAGGAACAAACAAACAAACAAACGGAACGAAAACCCCCCGACACGCCCCCAACAGACCGGACGCGGGCGCCCGCCGAUCCUCUGAAGCUUCCGCCUUUUUUCUUUCCAUCCAUCCAACAAUUCCAAUCCGCGCUGUGAUUCUUCCUCCCCUCCCCGCGCCGCCUCCCCUGAUUUCUUUUCUCCCCACCCGCCGGAUUCGGCCCCCUCCCUGCGCUCCUCAGCUGCCAUCCUCCCCCAGCCGAAAUCCGCUGCAGCGGCGGCGGCGGCGGCGCCGAGCCAGGCCAGCUGGUGCUCUGGCUGCGGGCUGAUUGAUUGCCUUCCUGCCGGUAAGGAACCCUAGCUGGUCAGCUCUUCGUCUCCCCCUUUUGCUCCGGCAGUUCGAGCGAUCAAGAACCGAAGCCCUCUCCCCUCUCCGUGCAGGCGGCGGCCGAUUCGUUUGGUCGGGCGGCGCCGUCUUCUCCGCCAAUCAAGAUCGAUCUCGGCUCUGACGGCGACCCCUCGCGAGCUGCUGCCCGGCCGCGGCCGUCGUCGGGGACAUGAAGGCCGCGCCGCUGCCCCGCACGAGAGCGGCGGCUUCUCCGAGGCGGCGCGCGUGGAUACUCGCCGUAUCGGCCAUCGUCUCCGUCGUGGUGGUCUGGGCCUACCACUACCCGCCCCGGCAUUACGCCUCCCCCGUCAGCAACUUGCUCCCGGUGGAGCCCGACAGGGAGCUCACCGACGACGAGAGGGCCUCGCGCGUCGUCUUCGGCCACAUGCUCUCCACACCUCCUGUUCGGUCCAGGGGGUCCAAGAUUGCCUUCAUGUUCCUCACCCCGGGCAACUUGCCGUUUGAAAAACUAUGGGAGAAAUUCUUCGAGGGUCAUGAGGGAAGAUAUACCAUAUAUGUUCACGCCUCGAGGGAGAAGCCAGAACAUGUCAGUCGCUUAUUUAUUGGUCGAGAUAUACACAGUGACAAGGUACAGUGGGGUCAGAUUUCUAUGGUUGAUGCUGAGAGGAGGUUGUUGGCGAAUGCUCUACAAGACAUUGACAACCAGCAUUUUGUGCUGCUUUCUGACAGCUGCGUACCUUUGCACAAUUUUGACUAUGUGUAUGACUACCUGAUGGGAACAAAUCUCAGUUUUAUUGACUUCUUCUAUGAUCCUGGACCACACGGAAAUUUUAGAUAUUCGCAAAAUAUGUUACCUGAGGUUAGAGAGUCUGACUUCAGGAAGGGUUCACAGUGGUUCUCAGUCAAGCGGCAACAUGCAUUGAUGACAAUCGCGGACAGUCUUUACUAUACAAAGUUCAAGCUUUAUUGUAAGCCAGGAAUGGAAGGUGGACGCAAUUGCUAUGCCGAUGAGCAUUAUAUGCCAACACUAUUCAAUAUGAUGGAUCCAAAUGGAAUAGCGAAUUGGUCCGUAACUCAUGUUGACUGGUCAGAAGGAAAGUGGCAUCCAAAAGCUUAUCGGGCGCAAGAUGUCACUCAUGGGCUCCUCAAGAAUAUAACUUCAAUCGACGUGAGCCAUCAUGUUACAAGCGAUAUCAAGAAAGUGGUUACACAGAACCCUUGCUUAUGGAAUGGAGUGAAGAAACCAUGCUACCUGUUCGCAAGGAAGUUCUACCCUGAGUCCAUGAACAACCUCAUAAACAUGUGUACAUUUGGAAGGACAUUAGAUCUAUUGACAAGUUGGUGGAUAUAGAAGAAAAUACGGAGGAGAAGGCAUUCGCUGCAGUAAUCGAGUGGUUCCCAAUCCCAUCUCCAUCUCAGGCCAUUUUAACUCGCUCCAGGACAUCACAUAUUUAGGACGACCAUGUCUUUUUACUAGUUUCUUAACAGAUUUUGUCACUGAUUCAGUGAUGUAUAGUAAGAUUACUGUAACUCGGAAAAGCCAUUAGAUGAUGUCCAUUAUUGGUUACACUAAUACCACUGAGUCUGCUCAAAGCUCCGUCGAAUCAUUUCGCUUGUUCAAGUGGCUGUCAUGUUUUUGCAUUUCA
Messenger RNA from Triticum urartu, 1983 nucleotides. Its product is annotated as glycosyltransferase BC10. The record is from RefSeq and is a predicted model, not a curated record. Gene Ontology annotation, molecular function: glycosyltransferase activity. Gene Ontology annotation, cellular component: membrane. NCBI's taxonomy places the organism in Eukaryota, Viridiplantae, Streptophyta, Magnoliopsida, Poales, Poaceae.